Molecule: messenger RNA, 1555 nt
Organism: Fimicolochytrium jonesii
Lineage: Eukaryota; Fungi; Chytridiomycota; Chytridiomycetes; Spizellomycetales; Powellomycetaceae
Product: WD40-repeat-containing domain protein
Exons: 13
Coding region: 101-1372 (423 amino acids)
Biological process (GO): mRNA 3'-end processing
Cellular component (GO): mRNA cleavage stimulating factor complex
Molecular function (GO): protein binding; RNA binding
Source: RefSeq, a predicted model, not a curated record
AGGAAUUCAGAAUUCCCGACUCCAGCGUUUACUACAGGGAGGCCAUACGUCGUUUCACCCAUAGAGAGAGCUACGCGGAUUGGACAGACAAGCGGGCAAGAUGGAGGACACCGAGUCAAAUAUAAGUGACGAGGAUAACCAGCUCCCUCGGGCAGAAGUGCUGCCUCUGAUCAUUAGUCAGUUGCAGCACUAUGGUCUGAACUCGAUAGCGGCGGUUGUCGCGGAGGAGAGCAACACACCAUAUGCUUUCGAUCCGUCUCCUCAACUUGCAGAGUUAUGUUAUCAGGGCAAAGUGGGAAGAGACAACGACGACGCGGAGGAGAUCGUUCCGGCGGAUUUGACGGAGGAAAUAUCGGAUGAAGAGAGCACUGAAGCAGAGGAGUCAAGUUGGGCGGACGCGAAAGGGCAAGCUCCGACGACCCCUCCGAACCUCGCGGUAUGGUUCAGUACGCAGCAUCGGGAAGCAUGCCGGACGGCAGUCUUCAGCGCGGACGGCAAAUACCUCGCAACAGGAUCGGAAGACACGACGAUGAAAGUCCUAGACGUGUCUCGAAUAAAAGCCGCCUUCCGAGACGGCGCGCAGGAAAAGCCAGUGAUACGAACUCUUUACGAUCAUAUGGCGCCUGUGAACGAUGUACACUUCCAUCCGAACGGGACUGUGCUGGCAUCGUGUUCCCAUGACCAGACUAUCAAGCUGUUUGAUAUACAGAUGCCGAAUGUGAAGCGGAGUUUUCGAUAUUUGCAGGAUGCAAAUGUUGUUCGAUCGAUACAUUUCCAUCCUUCUGGAGAUUACAUUGCGGCAGGCACGGAUCAUGAGGCUGUUCGGAUCUUUGAUGUGCAUAGCUUGAAGUGCUUCAGUGCAGCAGCAUCCAAAGAAUCGCAUACUGGUGCGAUCAAUAAGAUCCGAUAUGCCCCUUCGGGUAAAUUCUUUGCGACUGCGGGUGACGACGGCUCCAUCAAAAUGUGGGACACCGUCUCUGGCCAAUGCGUGAAAACCAUAUCGCAGGCGCAUUCGGGCAGACCUGUCACAAGCGUGCGGUUUACACGCAGCGGAAGGUACCUCCUAUCAUGUGGCUUGGAUUCCGUGGGAAAACUGUGGGAUAUGCACACGGGGAAUGCUGUGCAGGAGUUUGUGGGCGCGUCGCAAAAGGAUGUUUAUACGACAAAUACGUUCAAUUACAACGAGGACUAUGUCCUGGGAACGGACGAGAAGGAUUGGGCUAUUGUAAUGUGGGAUUCAAGGACAGGCGCUUUGCUCAAGAAGACACCAGCACAUAUGGCGCCACUGCGGUGUAUAGCAGCCAGUCCUGUGGAGAAUACUUUCGUCACAUGCAGUGAUGACUACCGGGCGAAGUUUUGGGGCGAGCGAUAGAAGCGGCGUAAUCAGGCAUGGAUGAGAAUGACUAUAUUAGGGCUGCCAGCCCUGCGAUAUUGCAGUUCUUCAUGGCGUUCGCGGAUCCGCCGCAUAGGAAGAACCCGAGUUGUUCAGAUAGCAGUAGGGGGCAGAUGUAGCAUGACGAGCGAACGGAAGUACUCCAAUGUUUAAAUAAGUACA